This is a messenger RNA of Galendromus occidentalis (western predatory mite), 1783 nucleotides long. RefSeq names its product proto-oncogene c-Rel. The transcript has 8 exons. The coding region runs from base 203 to 1774 and encodes 523 amino acids. NCBI's taxonomy places the organism in Eukaryota, Metazoa, Arthropoda, Arachnida, Mesostigmata, Phytoseiidae. The record is from RefSeq and is a predicted model, not a curated record. Gene Ontology annotation, molecular function: DNA-binding transcription factor activity, RNA polymerase II-specific; RNA polymerase II cis-regulatory region sequence-specific DNA binding. Gene Ontology annotation, biological process: canonical NF-kappaB signal transduction; positive regulation of transcription by RNA polymerase II; non-canonical NF-kappaB signal transduction. Gene Ontology annotation, cellular component: cytoplasm; nucleus.
CAGACAUCUACGUCGUCCACGUACUUCGAGGACGACAAAGUUGAAACUGUGUCCGACGUACCACAAUCGAAACCUGUUGUCGACACUGUCGGACUGUAGAAGUGCUCGUGACCAAAAACACGUUGGUCGCAGUCUGUGAUCCCUGCGAUAUUUUUCGGAGUUCUGCGAACGCCUUGGACAGAUCUCCUCUGACCUCUCGCAAAUGGAAAACAGAGGUUCUCCUGACGAGUGUCAAGAAGUGGGACUUCUGGACGAUUUGGACGAAGUGAUCACGGCCCAAUUGAAGCCCUCAGCUCACAUCAUGGAUGGCUUCAAGCUGACGCAGCAGACGCAAGCGCAGCCUCAACCUUACGUGACCAUACUCGUUCAACCGCAAAGCAGAGCUCUGAGGUUUCGUUACAAAUGCGAAGGAAGAUAUCCAGGUGCCCUGACCGGUCUGGGUUCGACGGCGGAGAACAAGACCUACCCGACGAUUCGAGUGGAGAACUACGUCGGGAAAUUCGUCGUCGCGGUAUCCUGUGUAACGAAGGAUCAUCCGUAUCAUCCUCAUCCGCACAACAUCGUAUCCAAAGAGGACUGCAGAAAGGGGGUUUAUCGCAACAAAUACGAGCGAUCGAACAUGACUGCUCAAUUCUCUACUCUGGGCAUUCAGUGUGUGAAGAAGACUGAAGUCAAAGAAAGCCUCGAGCAGCGCAAAUCUCUGAAGAUCGAUCCGUUCAACACGCGCUACGAUCAUAUGGGCAAACUCACGGACAUCGACCUCAACGCGGUGAGGUUGUGCUUCCAAGUGUUCAUUGAGAGCAUCCCUGGAUCGGACAAAUUCGACCGGCCCCUGGAUCCUGUCGUUUCCGAUGUGAUCUAUGAUCGGAAAGCCAUGAGUGAUCUGCAUAUAACGAAACUCAGUCAUCCGGUCGCGCCCAUGGCAGGAGGAUUAGAGAUGAUCGUGUUGUGUGAUAAAGUCAGCAAAGAUGACAUUGAAGUCUUUUUCUACGAGAAGGACGAGGCUGGCAGGCUCAUCUGGGAGGAGAAGGCCGACAAUUUGACCGUCCACAAGCAGGUCGCGGUCUGUUUCCGCAGUCCGGAUUGCAGGAAACAUUUCACUGCGGGCAACAAUCUGCAAACCUGCAUCAAAAUCGAGGUCCAUUUGAGGAGAUCCCGAGUGAACGAGCAUGGCGACGGACGCGACUUGUUUUUGAUGAGCGUCAGCGAAUCGGGGACUGAAGGCGCCAAACGAAAACGUUUCCCACCACCUAAUCUGCAAAUGCAGAUCGAGCUCAUGCAAUCCCAGGAUCAUGUUCCCAUGAUUAUCCCGGUGCCGCGCUAUGAGCAACACGAAAUCCGUCACGGAAAUCGAUCUCCUCGGAGCGACGGCAGCCCGGCUCGCUCUCCGCAGUGGAUGAACUCGCCCCAACCCAUAAUGAACGCCUACGGCAACGGCAACGAAAUCAGUCAUAUACUACCCGAUGCGGGACCAGGUCCUGCAAACCCCCAAGAGCUCGCCGCCGUGAACGAAACCGCGGAGAGGCUCGACUCGAUACUCGAUCUCGGGCUUCCGUCGAAUUUCAACAACAAUGACAUAAACUUAAACAAUCUCAACAUGAAUGAGGUGCAGAUGACUGGACCGAGUGCGACUCCCGUAGCUAAUGGGAACAUCGACGAAAGCAAUUACUCAGUUCCGAAUCUUUCGGCGUCGAUGUUCGAGAGUGAGACAAGUGUGGGCCAACUGGAAUUGUUAGACUCAGAUCAACUCCAGUUCAAGCAAGAAGAGAAAUAAUCGCACUGU